Aspergillus steynii IBT 23096 is the source of this 3400-nucleotide messenger RNA. RefSeq lists its product as uncharacterized. The transcript has 5 exons. Bases 49 to 3096 code for a protein of 1015 amino acids. Lineage: Eukaryota; Fungi; Ascomycota; Eurotiomycetes; Eurotiales; Aspergillaceae. The record is from RefSeq and is a predicted model, not a curated record.
UUUCGCGUCGUUUUGCGCGCAGAGCUUGCAAAGCGCCGCUUCUCGACCAUGAAUAACAAUCGAGAGGAGCGGCUGCAAAUGCGGCAGCGCGGAGCAGCGACCCGCAAGAUCAAGGAAGUCAACUUUGGUUUCUCGUUUGGUCUGGCUCCGCCCGAGGAAGCCUCCCAACCCGCGUCGCAAUCCGAGCCGCCGAACGCACCCCCCGCCCCCUCGGCUCCCUUACAACCAGAGAGCUCCCAACCGCCUCUGCCAUCGGAGCAGCAGAAGACCCCGCCGCCUGCAAGCCAGUCAAGUCAGUCUUCUUCUCGGCGGACCCCCGGAAGUGCGCGUAAUGCCUUGCCCGAACGCCCGUCGACCUUCGAUAUCCCCGCGGAUGAGGCGCCCAACCUAGGUCGCAGUAGUAAAAGACGGAAAAUUGAAUCUCCCCCCACGAGUCGACGCAUAUCCCCUCGUCGAGAUGGCACGCGACAAGGACAACAGAGCUCCUCGCCCCGUCAGAAUGGCACCCGAAGCAGCCCGUCAGCUCAACCCCCUACCGAGUCAAUGGAAGUCCCUACCAUCACGAAUUCUACGGAACUUGAACAACAACCGUCCGAGACAGCUGCUACAUCUACUAUCGCGAACGAUGCCCAGGCCCCUCAAGACGCACCCGAACCAGCACCCCAGCCAGCUUCCGAAGUUGCCCCUGAGCCUGUACCAGAAAUUGCGCCAGAACUUGCACCAGAACCUGCGCCCGAGGCCGCACCCGAGCAACCGCCUCAAGAAACUCCGAAUGAAAUUGACGUAGCUACGACUGAACCGGAAAACCAGGUUGAACCGAAAUCGCCCCCGGCCCAACAAGAAGCGCCCCAGCCGAAUGGCACGUCGUCGCCUGCCGAUUCCACAAGAAGUAAGCGCAAACGGAGAGCCAGCGCAGACGACCGUUCACCGAAGAGCGCAAGUCCAGUGGCUAAAGAUGCUCUGCAAGCAGUGCUACCUUCACAGCCCGAGGAAUCCAGAGAUAGCCCGGAUGGAAAGCGCCAAACACGAGGAACCUCGGCCGGUGGUCGCUCCAGCGCAAGUCCAAAAGCCACCGACCAGGGCGUUCCGCCCGCAGAAUCCCCACAGCCAAAGCAGUCUGUGGAAGCAACAGAAUCACGGAAAACACGUGGCGCCAGCGCCAGCACGCGCUCAUCAAAGAGCGCAAGUCCGAAACCUGUUGGCGAAAAUACUCAACCACCGCAAGAUAUAGUACCGGAGGAACCUCAAAAUGACCCUACAGCUACACGGACAAGAGGAGCCAGUGCCGGUGAGCGUUUGUCAAAGAGCGCAAGUCCAAGACCCGUCAGCGAGAAUGUUCAACAAUCACCACAAGCUCCAGCAUUGGAUCAACCCUUGGAGGAUUCUACAGACAAAGGGAAAACACGAGGGGCUAGCGCAAAGGCACGUUCUGCUCAGAGUGGCAGUCUAGAAGUCGGUAGCGAGGCAUCUCAGCAGGCCAAGCAAGAUUCACAAAAGAAAGAGCCGAAGAAAGCCAUCAGAGGCAAGCGUAAAAGGCGAGGUUCUAGCGCGAGUGGACGCUCUCCACCGCAGAGCGUCACGGCUUCAGAAACGGCUGAGGUUGAGCAUCCGCUAUCAGAAGAACCUCAAGAUACUCCCACGGAGAUAGAGCCAUCAGAGCCCUCGCAGCCUCAGCCAGCGAAACGACAACGAGGCCGACCCCAAAGGUCCGCCCAGAAAUCGCCGGUCCCAGAAGAGGUCACGGCAGAGAAGGCGGCCGGCUCCCCCGGGAACAAACCAGAGGAGCCAUCACCUCCGCGUCGAGGACCCCGAGGCCUCCGUAACCGAAACGCGAAGAAACCCACGCCGGAGGCCGCAGCUGCGGAAGAACCAGCUGCUCAGCCAGCGCAGGUGGAAGGCGCUCGCGAGACAGAUGCUACAAGUCAUGACGAAGGCCGCCCUUCACGGCAGGGAUUGAGGGUGGCAGACAAGAAAUCGAAUCGCGCAGGACGCGGAGAAGAGCAGGCCCAAUCAGAGAUGUCUGAAGAGAUGCCCCGACCGGGUCGCAAGGGCAAGAAAGCACGAAAGGCGCAAGAACAGGAGCAGACUCAAGAAAAGGAGCAUGAGCCGGAGCCGGAGCCUGAGCUUGAACCGGAGCGUGCACCCGAACGCCAGCCAGAGGUUGAGCCCGAACUCGAGGCGCAGCCUGAACCUGAAGCUCAACCCGAACCAUCGACUCGCAAGCGUGGUCGUGACAAGUCGUCCAAAUCAAAGAAGGAUAACAAGGCCUCACAGCCGGAAGAGCGAGCAACGCAAGAAAACGCCGAAGAAGCAACCGCCUCCCGACCCAAGCGAAAACCGCGCCAACCUCGCGGCGAAACCGUUCCAGUGACCGUGCACCGUCUGGCAAACGUCGUUUCUCUCGGGGGUGCCGGUGCCUCUGCCGACGAAGAGGAGGACGACGAAAACGACCAAGAAUCCACCGAAGAUCUUUUUAACCGACUGAAGGCCAAACUCCCCAACCGAGGCGGCGUCAACGUCGCCGACGUCCUCAGCCAGAUCUGUCGCGAAACACUGGAAAAGACCCUGACGACGCUCGACAAUGGCAUCGCCAACGAGGGCAACGCCGCGCGCCGGUCGGAAUUCACACGCAAGAAGAAAGCCGUCGAGGCGUACGGCACCGAACUCGAGGGCCGGCUCUUCGAGCUCAGCGAGAUGCUCGACAGCAACUUUGUUCUGGGGGUGAAUCUGAGAAAGGCCAAGCGCGAGAUGCUCGACCAGCGCACUCGACUGUUCCAGAUCCGCAAGGAACGGGAGGCAGUCGCUGUGCGCAUGGACGCCGUGCGCAAGAAGCAUUCGGAAGAAGAGAAUGCCAGAACUACCCGCUCAACAAUCAACCACUCCCUUCAUAACAUCGACCUCGCUGUCGAACGAAGCAAAGCCCCUCAGGAAAACCUACCAUCUCCUUCCUCCCCAUCUGUCGGUCUCGAAUUCCUCCUCCGCAACGUCGCCGAGAACGCCAGCUCCCGAGCCUCUGGCGCCCAGGGCGGUCUGUUAUCGCAGAUCCGGGCCUUCAAUGCGCAGCUGGAAUCGGCUGCGCGGAGAUUAGAGAGUUAAUUUCAGCUUCUCUCUACUUGUCACUUUACUCUCGUUUAUUAGCUUCUCUUCCCUUCUCUUUCUGGUUGUUUGUGUUGCGCUAUACUGUGAGUUGUUUCCUUGAUAUGGAUUUGCACGAUUCGUUGAGAAUUCAUUUCGAAGCUUUGUUUUCUAUUACUCGUUGAAAUACCCCUCGACUAUACUCUAGUUUACCAUCUACCUGUCCUGACUUGAUGUCUGAGUUUAGAUGAUUAGAUGGACGGAUGAAUGGAUGGAUGGCGUUUCUUGCUGGACGGAGCAUUAGCAUUAGCAUUAUUAUCAUCGU